AUGGGACUCUUUAGGUGCAAUUAAAACCUUAAUGGGCCUUUCGAUCCAACAAACCCCCCCAACAAGAAAACCCUAGGUUUAUAUAAAAAGUUUUCUUGACCUAUUUCGUUCACGACGCCGAAACCCCAAGUGUUUUCUUACUCACAUUCGCUGCAAUGACGAAGGGAACGGGAAGUUUCGGAAAGAGGAGGAACAAGAGUCACACGCUCUGUGUGAGAUGUGGCCGUCGCAGUUUCCACAUCCAGAAGAGCCGUUGCUCCGCUUGUGCUUACCCCGCCGCUCGCAAGAGGACGUACAACUGGAGUGUGAAGGCGAUCCGUAGAAAGACUACAGGAACUGGAAGGAUGAGGUAUCUUCGCAAUGUGCCUCGCAGGUUCAAGACCGGUUUCAGAGAAGGUACCGAAGCCAAGCCAAGGAACAAGGCAGCUGCUUCAUCAGCUUAAACCCGUGUGUAUUGAUUAAAACUUAGUUUUUGGGCCUCUGAGUUUGUUCGCAAGACUACUUUUUUCUUUUUUUUUUGAGCAUCUGAUUACUACUUUCCUUUGGUAUCUUCGUUACUCCCUUUUUAAUAUAAAAUUUUGGACUUGGAUGAGAUU
Brassica oleracea var. oleracea is the source of this 596-nucleotide messenger RNA. RefSeq names its product 60S ribosomal protein L37-2. The transcript is spliced from 4 exons. Gene Ontology annotation, molecular function: structural constituent of ribosome; RNA binding. The record is from RefSeq and is a predicted model, not a curated record. Lineage: Eukaryota; Viridiplantae; Streptophyta; Magnoliopsida; Brassicales; Brassicaceae. Gene Ontology annotation, biological process: translation. Gene Ontology annotation, cellular component: ribosome; cytosolic large ribosomal subunit. The coding region runs from base 156 to 443 and encodes 95 amino acids.